Molecule: messenger RNA, 369 nt
Organism: Melampsora larici-populina 98AG31
Lineage: Eukaryota; Fungi; Basidiomycota; Pucciniomycetes; Pucciniales; Melampsoraceae
Exons: 3
Coding region: 1-369 (122 amino acids)
Source: RefSeq, a predicted model, not a curated record
AUGCCUAUGCAAGAACUCUAUACCGCAACUCAUUCAGCAUUCUUCGAGGCCCAUGGCUUAGUUCGCUGGGAUACUGUCGUCUUUUGGACUCACCCGCUGCCAAGUCCUGUCCUAUCGAGAAUUGUUAGAGUCAUAAAUAGGUCCACUGUGAAUGGAGCAAUUAGGCGUACUGGGGCUUUCGUGAUUUGGGGCGUAGGUUUUCGGUAUCGAUUUGUGUUCAAUUUGUCAACAGGAGGAGAGGUCUCACUCAUGAUGAGAGAAGAUGAAGUAGUGACACCGGUUGACCAUGUAAAAAAUGCGAAUUACAUUGCCCUCGAGGGAGCAGCUAUUUUAGAGUUUGUAUCCAUGUACCUUUCAUUUGACCUUUAA